This is a messenger RNA of Cotesia congregata, 1380 nucleotides long. The record is from the annotation of a GenBank genome assembly. NCBI's taxonomy places the organism in Eukaryota, Metazoa, Arthropoda, Insecta, Hymenoptera, Braconidae.
AUGGUAUUCUGUGAUGGUUGUUACGCGUGGUAUCAUUCGACAUGUGUUAAUGUAAAGAACCAAAGAAAAACGUGGUUUUGUCCUGAAUAUAAGGGAAGCAAUGACAUACGAUUCUUACAGCGGCUAAUAGUCGAACUGGGUAAUUGGCCGGUGUUAAGAGGAGACCGAUGGAAUGAAAAGAAUUUUUAUUGGUUGACACUAAUCAAACCACCGUUCUUUGAAUUUUCUAACCAUGAGUCAAUAAAUCAAAGUGAUCCGCAGAUAAAAGCUUACUAUGAUUACAUGGUUAAUAUAUCUGUGCUACUAGGGGCUGAUGAGCCGAUUGCUGAAAGUGAACUCAGCGAUUCCUUGGAAUUUGAAUUAGAACUCACAAGUAUUUCAAAUAACUUAUUAAUUGACUCAUUAUUAAACAACACGGCAUUAAUCGAGGAAAUGUCCGUUGCUGAUAUGAUUGAACGUUGGCCUUCCGUCAAUUGGAUCAAGUUUUUUAAGAUGGCUACGCAACCAUUUUAUGAAAUCAACAAUGCGACAAUUAUCAGAACGGCAGGAAGUUUUAUUUACUUGGACAAUCUCAUUCAAAUUUUAAAUUACACUCCCAAGCGAAUUCAGGCUAAUUUUGGGCUAUGGAACAUAAUUGAACGUUUAGUACCGUUUUUGAUAGAUACUUUGAGUUCUGUCGAUUGGAUUGAUGAAGAAACUAAAAAAAAUGCUAUCGCAAAAGCGGAAGCUAUAAAAAGUCUUAUCGCGUAUCCGGAUGAAUUAUUAGAUGAUGAAAUGCUAGAGGAGUAUUUUGCAGACCUUGAUCUAGAUAAUGAUUGUUUUCUGAAAAAUAGUGUUCAAUUGAAGAGAUUUAAUUGGAUAAAGGAGAUGGAGAAUAUAAGUAAAUCUUUUAAUAUAUAUUAUAGGGCAAAUUGGAAUGUUACUUCCUUUGAUCUGAUUAAGAGUAGAGCCCAUUACAUUCCAACUUUAAAUUCAUUUGCAAUGACCACAGGAUUGCUCCAAGGCUUAAUUUUCGGGAUCCAUCGUCCUAAUUACAUGAAUUACGGAGCAACUGGAACAAUUAUAGGUCAUGAGGUCAGCCACGCUUUUGACCCCUUCAGAUUUCAAUAUGACCAUAUUGGAAGAGUAAACAAUUUGUGGACUGAUAAAUCGUAUAAUGCGUAUCAAGAUAGAGCACGUUGCUUCAUCUACCAAUACAAUAAUUAUACCCUAGAUGCAAGCGAACAAAAAUUGAAUGGUACUAGAACUCUAGCUGAAAAUAUUGCAGACAAUGUUGGCAUAAGAAUAGCUUAUCUAGCUUACCAAGAUUGGGUAGUGCGAAAUGGACCUGAACCAAGUUUGUUGGAGUUGUCUUCAUACACUUCCAAUCAAUUAUUUUAG